AUGACGAAGCCUGUUGUCAAGUCAACCGUCCCUACGCAGGACCAGGUCCUCGUCCCCGAGACUCUGUUGAAGAAGAGAAAGAGCCAGGAGAAGGCCAGAGAGCAGCGCAUCGCUGAGAUCGAGAAGAGAAAGAAGACCAACAAGGAGAAACGUGGUGUCAUCUUCAAACGUGCUGAGCAGUACGUCAAGGAGUACCGUGAUGCCGAGCGCGAGAAGGUCAGACUUGCUCGUCUGAGCAAGCAGAAGGGCAACUUCUUCGUUGAGGAGCAGCCCAAGCUUGUCUUCGUGGUCAGAAUCAAGGGUAUCAACAAGAUUGCCCCCAAGCCGCGCAAGAUCCUCCAACUUCUCCGACUUCUCCAGAUCAACAACGGUGUUUUCAUCAAGUUGACCAAGGCCACCCAAGAGAUGUUGACCAUCGUCAACCCAUACAUUGCCUACGGCUACCCCAACCUCAAGACCGUCCGAGAGCUCAUCUACAAGCGCGGAUACGGAAAGAUCGACAAGCAGCGCAUUGCCCUUACCGACAACCAGCUCAUCGAGGACAACCUGGGCAAGUACGGCAUUGUCUGCAUGGAAGACUUGAUUCACGAGAUCUUCACUGUCGGACCAAACUUCAAGCAGGCUAGCAACUUCUUGUGGCCAUUCAAGCUGUCCAACCCCAACGGUGGCUUCCGCACCAGAAAAUUCAAGCACUACAUUGAGGGUGGUGACCUUGGUAACCGGGAGGAGAACAUCAAUGCUCUCAUCCGACAGAUGAACUAG
This is a messenger RNA of Exophiala spinifera, 762 nucleotides long. Its product is annotated as 60S ribosomal protein L7. Gene Ontology annotation, biological process: maturation of LSU-rRNA from tricistronic rRNA transcript (SSU-rRNA, 5.8S rRNA, LSU-rRNA). The transcript is spliced from 4 exons. Gene Ontology annotation, cellular component: cytosolic large ribosomal subunit. NCBI's taxonomy places the organism in Eukaryota, Fungi, Ascomycota, Eurotiomycetes, Chaetothyriales, Herpotrichiellaceae. Gene Ontology annotation, molecular function: structural constituent of ribosome; RNA binding. The record is from RefSeq and is a predicted model, not a curated record. Bases 1 to 762 code for a protein of 253 amino acids.